AUGCAUCCUCUCUUCAGACUGGUCUUGGCACAGAAGGACCUUUCCCGGGCAGGCGACCUCUUCUCCUUAACUGACACAGAGAUUGAGGACAGCCUGACGGACGCACUGGAGCAGCUCCAGGCCAUCAGCUCCUCCCCGGACUACCCAGCCAACACCAAGGCCCAGGCGGUGGUAGAGAUCUGUGUGAUGCGGGUCACUGCAGCCAUUAGAGGCACUGGCUCCAUCGAAAGGCAUGCACGGGCACUCGUGGGACUCUGGGCCUCAUGCUUGGAGCAGGAGCUGCACUCAGCCAGGCGGGACGAAGACACCCCUCACACCAAGAUCGCCUCUGAUGUACUCAGCUGCAUCUUACAGAAUUACAGCCGAGCCCCCGUGAUGGCAUUAGCUGUGCCUGUUGCAGUGAAGUUCCUGCAGUGGGGCAGAGGCACGUUGGGCAGGACCAUGUCCAACUAUCUGUCCCUGGCUGCCGUGAGUCAAGCUGAGCUGCUGGCAGAGCACACAGAAGCCAUCGUGACGAGCAUCCUGCAAGGGAACACAGUGCUGCUAAGGGUGCUUCCCGCUGUGUACGACAUGCAGCCUCAGCCCAUCAACAAUCACCUGUCAGAACUCCUGGCACUGCUGGCACAGCUGGAGCAGUCAGAGCAGUACCACCUUCUUCGGCUGCUGCCCCAGGCCGCUAAGAAGAAGCAAGUAGAGGCAGUUGAGACAUGUGUCCCUCUGCUCGUGGGGCACCUGCUGGAUUCACCGCACCCUGAGGUCAUUUUGAACACACUUCUGGAGAUCGCAGGCCACACCCCGGCAGCCCUGAGGAGCUCCCUUCCUGCACUGGCUCAGGCAGCAGAGAGGUGCCCUAGCCUCCUGGGGCAAAUGGCAAGAAUCUACAGUGCAGUGGGGCAUCUGAACGAGGAGAGCGCCCGGAGCUGCCUGCCCUUCCUCGUAGCUCAUCUGGCCAGCACAGGGCACUCGUGCCACCACGUUCUGCUGCUGGAGAUCAAGCACCUGACAGAUGCCUUUGCUGCCAUCCUGGGACCACAUGGCCAGAAUAUCUUCCGUCUAAGCAACAGUUUCAUGGUCAUGGCCAAGCUCCUUGCCCAACAGCUGAACACGAACAAGGUCCGAGGAGACAAGGAUAAAUCCAGCGCCAAAACUGACUCCCCUGAGAAGCUAGCAGUCACUAAGUUGACACUGGUUGAAAAAGAAGACGCUGGAAAACUGCAAGUGAAGCCACAGUCAUUUGAAGACAAAGUGCAUGCCACCAGCAAUACCCCUGGCUCUGUCAGAAGAUACAGUUUGGGCCAAGUGUCAAAGGAAGAGAAAAAAGAUGUUACGUUUAACAGAUGCAGGAGCUUUGCUUGGCACAUGUCAAUGGAGGAUGUGAGUGCAGACCAUGGGGAAAUCCAGGAAGAUAGAGACCUGCCAGACAGCGUGUAUUUUUCAGAAAUGUAUCCACUUGGCCCCAGAAAGGUAAACACUGAUCAACCAAAGCUGGAAAGUACUGCAGAUACUCACCAAAGUGUUGUUCAAGGAGACUCUGAGAACUUGCCAAAAGAGAUGAAUUCUCCUCACAGCAGUGAGGAGAGAAAUUCAGAAACCACAGUGAGUCCUGAAGAACCACAAGAUAAACUCUACUUGCAUCUCAAGGACAACCUCAGUAGAGUGAAAGCCUAUACCCUGGAAAUGGCACAGAAGCUCCCAGCCCCAGACCAGUGCACCAUUGAAGGUUCUGAGAGAGGCUCUGUGGCCAGACUGCUUUUCACCUGCUCCCUGAAGGGCCUUUACUGCCUCUAUAGCAAGUCCAGCUUUGUCCUUGUCAGCCCAGACCCUCAGCUCUGGAUCCGGCUCAUGUUCCUGUUCCAUCAGGCCCUGCUGACCGAGCCCCUGCAUGCACACAGCCCCUUCGUGCAACUGUCCCAGGAGCUGUGGGAGAAGACACGAGUCGACGGGCAGCUCAGCUUCAAUGAAGCCCUGCUGGAGUGCCUCUUCCCACCACAAAAGGACCUGGAUCAGCUGCAGCUUCGACUGGAAGAAGUGAGGUUCUUCGAUGUAUUUGGCCUGAGCGAAGCUUCGGCAGGAUCGUGGCAAUGCUUCAUGUGCAACAAUCCGGAGCGAGCAGCUGUUGUCAACCAGGAGGGCCAGCCCCUCAUGGAGGGAAAGCUCAAAGAGAAACAAGUGAGAUGGAAGUUCAUCAAAAGGUGGAAGACCCGCUACUUUACCCUGGCUGGAAACCAGCUUCUGUUUCAGAAAGGAAAAUGUAAAGAUGAUCCGGAGGAUACCCUGAUAGAACUGAGCAAGAUUCAGAGUGUCAAAGUGGUGGCCAAGAAGCGCAGAGACCGCGCCCUGCCACGAGCAUUUGAGAUCUUCACCGACUGUAAAAGCUACAUUCUCAAGGCCAAGGAUGAGAAGGCGGCAGAGCAAUGGCUGCAGUGUCUCCAUGUGGCUUUGGCGCAGGCACGCGAGCAGGAGAGCAAGGAGGUCAGCACCUACCUGUAG
This is a messenger RNA of Suncus etruscus (white-toothed pygmy shrew), 2490 nucleotides long. It is a transcript of the gene VEPH1, whose product is annotated as ventricular zone expressed PH domain containing 1. Gene Ontology annotation, cellular component: plasma membrane. Gene Ontology annotation, molecular function: phosphatidylinositol-5-phosphate binding. The transcript has 13 exons. Lineage: Eukaryota; Metazoa; Chordata; Mammalia; Eulipotyphla; Soricidae. Bases 1 to 2490 code for a protein of 829 amino acids. Gene Ontology annotation, biological process: regulation of signal transduction. The record is from RefSeq and is a predicted model, not a curated record.